GUGUGGACUGUCCCUUCCUGUUUUAGUGCCGAGACAGCCACCGUACCGACACAUCGGAGCAGGGAUACACUUUCAACGUGAUUAUGUCUGUUUUUUCGCUCUGCGUAUCAAACAAUCGCUUAUUUAUACCUCGGCGUUGGAGCCAGAGUGUACCGUGUUAGCGCCGUCGGGGAAGCCGCUGUGUAAUGUUAUGUUAUGUUAUGUUACGGAUCGCUCGUAACAUAGCAGGCCUAUUUACUGCGCUGCCAACCCUUGUUCCUUUCCUGUGUCAAUGAGUGUCCUACCCUCACUCUCAUGGCGGAGACUAAAAUCAUAUACCACAUAGACGAGGAGGAGACUCCUUAUCUAGUUAAAUUAUCAGUCUCUCCGGAAAAAGUCACCUUAGCGGAUUUUAAAAAUGUCCUCAACAAUCGCCCAGUCAACAGCUACAAAUUCUUCUUCAAAUCGAUGGACCAGGAUUUCGGGGUGGUCAAAGAGGAGAUUUCCGAUGACAACGCCAAGCUGCCCUGCUUCAACGGGAGAGUGGUUUCAUGGUUGGUACUGGCGGAGAGCGCACACUCUGACGGGGGGUCCCAGUGCACGGAGAGCCACCCGGAGCUGCCCCCCCCCCUGGAGAGAACGGGGGGCAUCGGAGACUCACGGCCCCCCUCCUUCCAUGCUAACGCGGUGAGCAGUCGCGACGGCCUUGACACGGAGACGGGCACCGAGUCCCUACUCAGCCACCGGCGGGAGCGGGAACGGGAGCGGGCGCGGCGGAGAGCGCGGGAGACGGAGAUCCCCCGCAUCAACGGCCACGCCAAGUCGGAGCGCACGGCGCGGGACUCGGCCAUGGGCUACGACAGCGCCUCGCUGAUGAGCAGCGAGCUGGAGUCCAGCUCCUUCGUGGACAGCGAGGAGGACGAGGACGCCAGCAGACUGAGCAGCUCCACCGAGCAGAGCUCCUCCUCUCAGCUGAUGCGCCGACACAAGCGCCGCCGACGGAGGCACAAGGUGGCCAAGAUAGACCGGUCCUCCUCGUUCAGCAGCAUCACCGACUCCACGAUGAGCCUCAACAUCAUCACCGUCACGCUCAACAUGGAGAAAUACAACUUCCUGGGCAUCAGCAUCGUGGGCCAGAGCAACGACCGGGGCGACGGGGGCAUCUACAUCGGCUCCAUCAUGAAGGGCGGGGCGGUGGCCGCGGACGGCAGGAUAGAGCCCGGGGACAUGCUGCUACAGGUGAACGAUGUGAACUUUGAGAACAUGAGCAACGACGACGCGGUCAGGAUACUCCGAGAGAUCGUGUCUAAAACUGGUCCCAUUAGUCUUACUGUUGCCAAGUGCUGGGACCCCUCCCCCCGCAGCUACUUCACCAUCCCCCGCGGCAUUCACAGUGCAUGGUCUCCUGUGAUGUUUUCCUGUCCAGCCGAGCCAGUGAGGCCCAUUGACCCCGCUGCCUGGAUCUCCCACACCACGGCCCUGACCGGCCCCUACCCACACUACGAAUUCGAUGACCUACCGCUGUCGGCGAGCAAGACAGACAUGGCGACCAUCGUCAAGGUGAUGCAGUUGCCCGACUCCGGUCUGGAGAUUCGAGACAGGAUGUGGCUGAAGAUCACCAUCGCCAACGCCGUUAUCGGUGCGGACGUGGUGGACUGGCUGUAUUCCCGGGUGGAGGGCUUCAAGGACCGGCGCGACGCCAGGAAGUACGCCAGCAGCCUGCUGAAGCACGGCUACCUGAGGCACACGGUCAACAAGAUCACCUUCUCCGAGCAGUGCUACUACACCUUCGGAGACCUCUGUCAGAAUAUGGCGUCGCUCAACCUGAACGAGGGCUCCAGCGUGGGGGGCUCUGAGCAGGACACCCUGGCGCCCCUGCCCCCCAGCACCAACCCCUGGCCCCUGGGCGGGCAGCCCUUCCCCUACCCCCCGUUCCCCUCCGCCCCGCCCAGCUUCCCCCCCGGCUACUCAGACCCCUGCCACAGCUUCCACGGCGGCAGCGCCGGCAGCCAGCACAGCGAAGGGGGCACUAGUGCACCACUCUACCCAGUACUGUUGGCAAAGGACGAAGAGGAAGUGAACUGUACAUUUUGUUGGACACAGUUGAUGCGGCUCUGCAAACCUGUAAAUACACAAAACCGCCAUGCCUGUGUUUUCACAGUCCUACAACCUGGGACAGGUAGCAGGAGUAGCGGCUCCAACCCCAGCGCCGGGAAGGCCCGGCGCUCCUCGCCCCAGGAGAAGGCCCAGCGCUCCACCUGCAGCGAGUCGGAGCCCGGCGUACGGGCGGCCCGACGCGGCAGCGACCGCUCCGCCAGCCAAACAAGCCACGCCCACAGCCACGCCCGCUCCGGCUUCAGCCACACGCAGUCCCACCGGAGCCACCCCCACUCCCAGCACAGCCACCCGUCCUUCGCCUACAGCCAGGGCCCCCCGGGGCCCCUGAGCCCCCUCAGCCCCCCGGGGCCCGGGUCCUGCGCCCACAGCGAGCGCAGCCACGCCUCGUCCUACGGGCCCCCGGGGCUGCCUCCCCCUUACUGCCUGGCCCGCUUGGCCCCCAAGACCCCCGCCACCAGCAGCACGCCCCCUGGAGCCCCCCCCGGGAGGGAGCUGGCCGCCGUCCCGCCCGAGCUCACCGCCAGCCGCCAGUCCUUCCAGCACGCCAUGGGAAACCCCUGCGAGUUCUUCGUUGACAUCAUGUGACCCUCUUGGGAGAUGUUGCCGAUAGAAUCCUCUUGAGCAUAAACAAAUGACCCUCUCUCUCUCUCUCUCUCUCUCUCUUUCUCUCUCUCUCUCUCUGUCUCUCUCUGUCUCUCUCUGUCUCUCUCUCUCUCUCUCUCUCUCUCUCUCUCUCUCUCUCUCUCUCUCUCUCUCUCUCUCUCUCCAUCUGACCGGCCACUGACCCUGAAGUCAGAGAGGAGAGGCUGGGAGCCAUGGCGACGUGGUCUCUCCGGUGUCCAGGCAACGGAAUGAAAAAGCACAAGGAGAGGGAAUCCUCUCUCUCUCUCGCUCUCUUUUUCUCUCUCAAACACACACACACACACACACACACACACACACACACACA
Molecule: messenger RNA, 3046 nt
Organism: Gadus morhua (Atlantic cod)
Lineage: Eukaryota; Metazoa; Chordata; Actinopteri; Gadiformes; Gadidae
Gene: dvl1a
Product: dishevelled segment polarity protein 1a
Exons: 16
Coding region: 295-2682 (795 amino acids)
Biological process (GO): canonical Wnt signaling pathway; intracellular signal transduction
Cellular component (GO): cytosol
Molecular function (GO): frizzled binding
Source: RefSeq, a predicted model, not a curated record